AUGGGGUUAUCUACGUUGCCUCCAGAACUCAAACUCGACAUUGCCGAAUAUCUAGAUCCCGAAUCGAGCCUUCAACUCGCUCUUACAUGUAGAGAUCAACACAAGCUCUGCAUAUCGAUACUGAGCGAGUAUAGACGAUUGCUCUCGGAGGGGCAGGCCAUUGAUACAUCUGACCCUAAGAGUGCUGGCACACUACUUUGGUCUACAUUGAAAGAAGCAGCACGAGCACUGGAAGAACGUUACCAAAACGUAGACGGCGGCAGCGAGGGAUCCAAUCAAUACAGCUUCUAUAGCCGGCCAGACUUUAAUGAUCUCAUCUUGGUUUUGGAAGAUCGCAUCACCGACGGAUGUGACGAUGCUAUCAUCGCAAUAUUAAUACACCAUCUACCAUUUCUCAAGACAAUCAGGAUCACAGAUGCCGAGACAGACUGCCUACAAAUUAUGAUGCGACACGUUGCCGCUGCUUACAAGAACCCUACUCUCCAGCGCUUGACUACUGCCGCAGUCGCUCGUCGGGAUACAGAGUACACCUGCGACGUUGAGUGGGCAUGUACAUUUCUCUCUCUUCCUUCUAUUCGAACCUUUGCCGCAAACAUGAUGGGUGUGUCACCCGAACUUGGCGGAAUAUUACGUUACGUACUUGAAGAUGGCAAGCGCUAUUCCAACGCCACAGAGUUAUUUCUGAUUCACUGCCAAUUUGAUGUGAAAGGUCUGGAAUUCGUUCUUGCGGCUAGGGUCAUCACAGCUGUCGCAAAAGCGGCCGGUCAUUCGCUGGAGGAGCUUAAGCUCGCCCAAGACGCCUUCGAUGCCGAGAUGAGUGCAGAAGAUGACCGGAAAGCCGUCUCACUUCGUGAGUUCAAAAAGCUUAAAAGCCUAAACUGCGAAUGGGAAAUGCUAUUACCGCAGGACAUCGAGUCCGAUAACGACAGGUCGUUCGAGAAUGGGUUCCCAACCGUUGAAUUCGACGUCAGGGUUAUCCUACCCGAGUCUCUGGAAGAACUAUACCUCCAUGGGACGUUCGAUGAUGAGGAAUGGGAGGAGCUAUCCGGCAUUCUCGCAUCCCCGAACGCUGCAACACCGAAUCUCGACAAGAUGUGCAUUAGAAGGUUAGCGACAGAAUGGCCUCACGAUGCCGUAGCAAUAAUUGGAGAUUUACCAGCGCCAAGUCGCAGCCUGCAUCCCCUUGUGAGGCUAUUCGACGGUCACGGAGACUAA
Cucurbitaria berberidis CBS 394.84 is the source of this 1215-nucleotide messenger RNA. RefSeq lists its product as uncharacterized. NCBI's taxonomy places the organism in Eukaryota, Fungi, Ascomycota, Dothideomycetes, Pleosporales, Cucurbitariaceae. The record is from RefSeq and is a predicted model, not a curated record. The coding region runs from base 1 to 1215 and encodes 404 amino acids. The transcript is spliced from 4 exons. Gene Ontology annotation, molecular function: protein binding.